Callithrix jacchus (white-tufted-ear marmoset) is the source of this 2824-nucleotide messenger RNA. RefSeq names its product ATPase family AAA domain containing 1 (gene ATAD1). The record is from RefSeq and is a predicted model, not a curated record. Gene Ontology annotation, biological process: extraction of mislocalized protein from mitochondrial outer membrane. Gene Ontology annotation, molecular function: ATP binding; ATP hydrolysis activity. Lineage: Eukaryota; Metazoa; Chordata; Mammalia; Primates; Cebidae. Gene Ontology annotation, cellular component: mitochondrial outer membrane.
ACGCCCCCGCUUCGCGGGCGGCCGCGGGUCGCGCAUGCUCCGUGCGAGGGGGUGGGCCGCGGCUCCUACCGGAAGCGUUCUCUCCUAGGCUGCAUUUCCUUCCUGUGCGAGGCCGGCUCAGGGCACUUGCUCCGGCUGUUUCUGCUCGUGGGUUAACAAUCAAGAUGGUACAUGCUGAAGCCUUUUCUCGUCCUUUGAGUCGGAAUGAAGUUGUUGGUUUAAUUUUCCGUUUGACAAUAUUUGGUGCAGUAACAUACUUUACUAUCAAAUGGAUGGUAGAUGCAAUUGAUCCAACCAGAAAGCAAAAAGUAGAAGCUCAGAAACAGGCAGAAAAACUAAUGAAGCAAAUUGGUGUGAAAAAUGUGAAGCUCUCAGAAUAUGAAAUGAGUAUUGCUGCUCAUCUAGUAGACCCUCUGAAUAUGCAUGUUACUUGGAGUGAUAUAGCAGGUUUAGAUGAUGUCAUUACGGAUCUGAAAGACACCGUCAUCUUACCUAUCAAAAAGAAACAUUUGUUUGAGAAUUCCAGGCUUCUACAACCUCCAAAAGGUGUUCUUCUCUAUGGGCCUCCAGGCUGUGGUAAAACAUUGAUUGCCAAGGCCACAGCCAAAGAAGCAGGCUGUCGAUUUAUUAACCUUCAGCCUUCAACACUGACUGAUAAGUGGUAUGGAGAAUCUCAAAAAUUGGCUGCUGCUGUCUUCUCCCUUGCCAUAAAGCUACAACCAUCCAUCAUCUUUAUAGAUGAAAUAGACUCCUUCCUACGAAACCGUUCAAGUUCUGACCAUGAAGCUACAGCCAUGAUGAAAGCUCAGUUUAUGAGUCUCUGGGAUGGAUUGGAUACUGAUCACAGCUGCCAGGUCAUAGUAAUGGGAGCUACCAAUCGUCCUCAGGACCUCGACUCGGCUAUAAUGAGAAGAAUGCCUACAAGAUUUCAUAUCAACCAGCCUGCUUUAAAACAGAGAGAAGCAAUCCUGAAACUCAUCUUGAAAAAUGAAAAUGUGGACAGGCAUGUAGACCUGCUCGAAGUUGCCCAGGAAACAGAUGGGUUUUCAGGAAGUGACCUAAAAGAGAUGUGUCGAGAUGCUGCCCUCCUCUGUGUUAGAGAAUAUGUUAAUUCUACAGCAGAAGAAAGCCAUGAUGAAGAUGAAAUCCGGCCUGUUCAACAGCAGGACCUGCAUCGAGCAAUUGAAAAGAUGAAGAAAUCAAAGGAUGCAGCAUUUCAGAAUGUUUUAACACAUGUUUGUUUAGAUUAAGAGUAAAGAUCAUUUGUACAGUUCAGUGAUCUAGUUUGGUGUGUCCUCUUAUCACUUAGUGGAAAUAGAAUGGAAGGAGUGUUCUUUAAACAAUGAGGGAGCUUAAUGUUUAUGGUUUUAUACUCUGAAUUCUAAGUUAUUGAGUUACAGUUGUUACAUAAAUGGUAUUACUGUUUGUCAGAAAUCAUGAGGAGGAACAGUUGAAUCCAGCCUGAACUUGGGUGCUUGUGUUUGACCUCUUUAGCCAUAUGUUGUACAGCCUUAUAGAAUCUAAGCUGGUCUUAAAAGUCAUAAAUGAUUCAAUUAGUGAGGAAUGGGGAUGUGGUUAGGUGCUGGUUCCUAGACAUGUGAGUAUGUGUUUGUGUGUGUGCGUAUGUGUGUGUAUAUUAAAUGUAUAUAUCCACACAUUUUAUAUUGACACUCUGUAGAUAUGUUUGAAUACAGAAACUUUUUUUUUAUCCCAACUACUGAAUCCAAGAGUACCAAAUAAUAUAUAGUAAAACUAAGGUUUAAGGUUGUGUCAAAAAGGUACAGUGAUUCAGCCAUUUCCGUUUUGUCAUUUGUUUCAGUCUUUUUUAAGUUGAAUGUUUUUCUUUCUGCAAUUGAUUUGUUGGAUCCUCUGCAUCUUACAUAUAUACAUGGGCUCAAUUAUUAUGUUUGUCAGGAAAUAAAAAUACUAAUUCAAUGAUCAGCACUGAAUGGUUGUUAGGCACUUGUGUUCAACACUGAUUCCAUCUUUCCGUAAGCAAACUGAGUAGAAACUUUUUUUAAAGUAUAAAUUGAUUUACAUGAAAGUGGAUUAGAAGGCCUUUCAAAAGAAUGGCUUUGAAAAACCUCAGUGCCCUUUAAUACAUGUACAUUUCUUUCCUUUCUUCAUUUAAUGUAACAUAUGUCUGUUCUCACUAUGUUUCUUAAAAAUUAUUUUAAGGUUAUAUGUUCUUUAAUUAUGGUCAAAUAUAAUUUGGUCAUCAAAAAUGAAAUAAUAGUUUAACAGAAGUAGCUGUUACUAAGUGUGCUAAAAAUACUCAUUUUGUAAUUAGUUUUCUUACUAUAUCAUAAAUUGUGCCCUGGUCAAGUACAAAUGUACACAUCAAAAUGCCCAUAUUGUAUCUAUCUGUAGUCAUUUGAUGUGAAUUAUUUGUGAAAUUUUUUUGUUCAAAAUAUCACUAACCAGAAUUCUGUUAUAGGCACCUAAACAUGCAGCAUGAGGAAAUCGGCACAACACAAUCUUGAGGUGCCUUCUGAAUCAUCAGAUUAAAUUAUGCUUCAUAUGUUUUUGCUUUUACUGUAUUUCUUUAAAAGCUCUCAAUCUUUAUUCAUGUGUUACAAGAUUAAUUUAUCUGAUAAUGUCUCACAAGAAUCUGUUAGAUUGUUUAUUCUUCAGUUGCACUUUCAAUGGUGGGGUGGAAGUUUCAGGUGAACACUGGAUAACAAAAAGCAAGUUCUGGAAGAUUGUGUAGAGGUUGGAAAAAUUGAAUACAAGAUACCAAAAAUGAAAAAAAAAAAGUGUCCCAUUUUUAAUAACUAUCUUAUAUUAUUAUUUUAUAAAUGUGUAAUAAAGGGGUCCCUCUUUA